UAAUACUAAUUCCUGUGUUUUUGACAUAAGGUACCUAGGGACAUUGAAGUCCUAUGUCCGAAAUAGAAAUAGGCCAGAAGGAUCUAUUGCUGAGGGUUAUUUGGCUGAGGAAUGUUUGACAUUCUGCUCUUUAUAUUUAGCAGAUUAUGUAGAGACAAGAUUUAAUCAAUCAUCAAGAAAUGAUAAUGCAAAUAUUGACUCAACAUUUGCAUUAGAUGUGUUUAACACAUCUGGCUAUGCACUUGGAAAGGCCAUUGCUACUAAGUUUGAUAUUGAGAUAUUAAAGAAUGCACAUCAAUAUGUGUUAUUCAAUUGUCAUCGCUUACAAUCUUAUAUAGAGUAUGUUUUAUAUAAUUCAUGCUGUUUAAAUAUAAAACUAUUUAGUCAUUAUUAUUUAUGAAAUUAAUAUUACUAAUUUGCAGUGAACAUCGUGGAAUUGUGCAACUUAGUCAUCCACGUCUUCCAUUACACCAAAUUGAACGUAUACAUAGUGAAACUUUUGCCUCAUGGUUUGCUAAUCAUAUUGAAGAUACAAAUCUUCCAGAAGAUGAUCCUAUUUCAAAUGAUUUGAGAUCACUUGCUAGAGGCCCAAAUAUCAUUGGGAUACAAUAUCAUAAAUUCGUUUCAAAUGGAUUUAGGUUUUAUACAAAAGAAGUGGAACGUAAGAGGAAAACUCAAAAUUGUGAUGUGACUGUUAGGGCAACUACUUCAAGUUAUUCAAGUAUAAAAGAUCACAAUCCAGUAUUAAGCAAACUUGAUUAUUAUGGGAUUUUGCAAAAUGUGAUUGAGUUGGAUUAUGGGGGAGGCCGAAAAGUUGCUUUAUUUGAAUGCAAGUGGGUCUCCAAAGGCAAACGACUAAAAUUGGAUGAAGAUGGUUUUAUGUUGGCCAAUUUUAAAGAUGUUAGGUGUCAUAAUGAGCCUUAUAUUUUAGCAUCUCAGGCUAUGCAAGUAUUUUAUGUGGAAGAUCCAAAUGAUUGUGAUUGGCAUGUCAUUAUCACGACUGAUGCACGAGCGAAGUAUAAUAUGCAGCCUAUGGCAGAUGUUGAUACAUAUCUUCAAAGUUAUAUUUGUAAUUCAGAAGAUUGCAAUGAACAUGAAGAAGUAGUCUGGGUUCGUGAUGAUAUUGCAGGAGUGGAAAUUGAUACUGAUUUAUGAAGAGAUUUUAUCUAGUCUAUGCAUUAUGUUUAGUCAAUUAUCAUUGUAAAAAUAGUAGAAUAGAUUCUUACUAUAUAUGUUUGGAGGAUAUAUGGUGAUAUGCAUUUUCUCUUCAUUUUUAACUAUUGAGUUUUUAUAAUUUAUAAUCUGUUACUAACUU
Molecule: messenger RNA, 1315 nt
Organism: Zingiber officinale
Lineage: Eukaryota; Viridiplantae; Streptophyta; Magnoliopsida; Zingiberales; Zingiberaceae
Exons: 2
Coding region: 397-1155 (252 amino acids)
Source: RefSeq, a predicted model, not a curated record